This is a messenger RNA of Megalops cyprinoides (Indo-Pacific tarpon), 2643 nucleotides long. RefSeq names its product mucin-2-like. NCBI's taxonomy places the organism in Eukaryota, Metazoa, Chordata, Actinopteri, Elopiformes, Megalopidae. The coding region runs from base 1 to 2643 and encodes 880 amino acids. The record is from RefSeq and is a predicted model, not a curated record. The transcript has 7 exons.
AUGACUCCACAACAACGACAGAGGGUUCCCACAACUACUGCAGCUCCAACCACUACUGAAACUCCAACCAUAACUGCAGCUCCAACAACUACCUUACCUCCAACCACGACUGUGGCCACAACAACUACAGAGGUUCCCACAACUACUGCAGCUCCAACCACAACUGCAGCUCCAACAACUACCUUACCUCCAACCACGACUGUAGCCACAACGACAGAGGUUCCCACAACUACUGCAGCUCCAACCACAACUGCAGCUCCAACAACUACCUUACCUCCAACCAUGACUGUAGCCACAACAACUACAGAGGUUCCCACAACUACUGCAGCUCCAACCACGACAGCAGCCACAACUACAGAGGUUCCCACAACUACUGCAGCUUCAAUCACAACUCCAGCUCCAACUACUGCUUUAGCUCUAACCACAACUGCAGCUCUAACAACUACCUUACCUCCAACAACAACCAUGGCCACAACAACUACAGAGGCUCCAACCACUAUUCCAUCUGAAAAAACAACUUCUGCACCUCCAACCACAACAGCAGCCACAUCUACAGAGGUUCCCAGAACUACUGCAGCUCCAACAACAACUGCAGCUCCAUCAACUACCUUACCUCCAACCACUACUACAAUACCCAGAACAACAGAGAUUCCCACAACUACUGCAGCUCCAACAACUACAGAGUCUUCAACCACUACUCCAUCUGAAAAAACAACUACUGCAUCUCCUACCACAACAACUGCCACAACAACAGAGAAUCCCACAACUACUGCAACUCCAACAACUACAGAGGCUCCAACUACAACUGCAGCUCCAACAACUAUGUUACCUCCGAAAACUAUAGAGGUUCUCACAACUACAACUACUGUACUGUCAACCACAACUGCAUCUCCAACCACAACUGCAGCUCCAACAACUACAGAGGCUCUACCCACAACUGCAGCCCCAGCAACUACAGAAGUUCCCACAACUACUGCAGCUCCAACCACUACUACAGCUCUAAUGAUAGCUAACAGAGAUCCACCUACAGGAAACGAAGGGUAUUUAAUCCUCACGUUCAAAAUUGUAGGUGGUUUUGUUGAAGCACUCAACAAUCCAAGCUCGUAUGAGUACAUCAAACGGGAACUUAACAUUACAACUGAGCUGAAUCGUGGAUACAGAAGUUUUUACAAGAACACUUUCCUCAGGUGUAUUGUCAAACGAUUCAGUCCUGGAUCAAUUGCAGUGGAAACAAACUUGAUCUUCAUAAACCAGACCUCAGUCCCCACCACCACAGAGGCAGAGAUGAAUCUUAAGAAAGGUCUUGAUACCUUCGCAAUCAACCUAGGGAUCGAUCAAUCCACCAUUCAAGCAGUGGAUCCAACAGCAGUGACAUCAACUACAGCUGCAGCCCCUUCAACAACUGCAGUUCUAAGCACAACUGUGUCUGCAACCACAACUGAGGUCCCCACAACAACUACAUCAGUGACGACUACGACUAUGGCGCCUACCACUACUGCAGCUCCAACUACUACUGAAGCCCCCACAACAACUACACCUCCAACAACCACUACUACAGCCCCCACAACUACAGCAGCUCCAACCACAACUGCAGCUCCAACUACUACUCCAGCUGUAACAACUACUGUACCUCCAACCACGACUGAGGUCCCCACAACAACUACAUCAGUGCCGACUAUAACUAUGACGCCUACAACUACUGCAGCUGCUACCACUACUGCAGCUCCAACCACUACUCCAGCUAUAACAACUACUGUCCCUCCAACCACGACUGAGGUCCCCACAACAACUACAUCAGUGCCGACUACAACUAUGAUGCCUACAACUACUGCAGCUCCAACUACUACUGAAGCCCCCACAACACCUACACCUACAACAACAACUGAAGCCCCCACCACUACUGUAACCCCAACCACAACUGCAGCCCCAACAACUACCAAGGUUCCAACUACAACUGCAGCCCCAACAACUACAGAGGCUGCACCCACAACUGUUGCCACAACAACUUCUGAAAUUCUGAUCACCACUGUAGCCACCACAACUUUGGAUACCCCUGCAACUACUGUGAUUCAUACUACUACAAGACUAACAACUACUGCAGCUCCCACUACUUUUGCAGUGCUAACCACUUCUGCAUCAGCAAGCAAUACUACAGCAUCCACAACUGCUGCAAGUUCAGCAACCACUGCAGCCCCCAAAACAACCACAGCCCCAAACACUGUUGCUGCUACUACAACGAAUGCUACCACAACAACUACUCCAAAACCAGCAACCUCUGCAGCUGCCACAAUCCCUCCUGCUCCACCCGCCACUACUCCAACUACAACUACAACUACAACUACAACAACUACAACAACAACAACUACAACUACUACUACUACUACUACUACUACUACUGAACUCACCACACAUUCAACCACCCCUACUACUACAACUGCACCUCCGACGGAUCCCCCCCGACCAGACGAAGGCGUCUUAGUCCUGAAGUUCAGGAUUGUGAGAACUUUUGUGGACGCAUACUUAGACAAAAACUCAGCCGAGUACAAGGCCCUGGCCCUUAACGUCACUAUUGAGUUGAAUCGUGGGUACAAGAUAAUGUACCCUCUGACCUUCCUCAGAUGUAUCAUCAUAGGAUUCAGGUAA